Molecule: messenger RNA, 3396 nt
Organism: Carassius auratus (goldfish)
Lineage: Eukaryota; Metazoa; Chordata; Actinopteri; Cypriniformes; Cyprinidae
Product: protein eva-1 homolog A
Exons: 4
Coding region: 486-1139 (217 amino acids)
Source: RefSeq, a predicted model, not a curated record
UAUUUAGGUGAACUGUCCCUUUAAUCUUACAUUGGUUGUGUUUUUCUUUUUUGGAUUAAAGUCAAGGAAACGUGAGAUCGUAAGAGAUCAAAGAUCCAAAGCCACAAUCUCCACUGAAUGAAGCUCUAAUGUCAUUUCCUGUUGCUUUUAGUCUGGCUUUGUCUCACACACACUGACUCAGACCUACACGCCCCCUCCAGCGUAACUCCUGCCCCUCUGUGUGUGUGUGUGUGUGUGUCCAUGUUCAUGGAGGUGCUCAGUGCUGCUCUCUCGCCGGAGAGAAAGCCGUGAAUCAGGAGACACGAGCUGAAGGAAGAAAGCCAGGAGGUCACAUGAGACUCUUGAGGAGUUUGAGGAGCGUCGUUGAGUUUUGUUUCACGGCUCGAGCGUCUGUGAACACACGUGAGCACAGGUAGACGCUGACCGGAGGACAGACAGAAAGAGAAAACAGCAGAUUUCCAUCAUGUGUUCUCCCAAAGAAACUCAUGCAGGAGCCGGUUUCUAGGCAUCCAUCGUUCCCCUCUCCCCCAUCAGUGCCUCAUGACCCCAACGUGGUGGGAGACAGCGCCCCUCCGGACGGGACCCCGUCUCUGACCUCAGACUCUGCGCCAGGGAGGUCGACGCGAGGACGGAGUUCUGGUCCGUUUCUAGAAGAGACGGAUCAGUCUGGAGAACGUGAUCCGAACCCAACCAUCUCCACCGUGAUCCGACCAGCCAUGGCCCUCAUCAGCAGCAUGCUGACGGCCUACACCUACAUCACAGAGCACCCGGAGCGGUGUGCGCUGUAUUUCAUGUGUGGCAUCUGUGGGGGUCUGUUCCUCACACUCUUCUCACUGGUGGUUCAGAUUUCCUGUCGUACGGACUGUAAGCCUCGUCAAGCCGUCGCUAAGAAGCCUCCUAGCUCCGAGGACCCUGACAGCAACACCUCUGACUCUGAUUCAGACUGGGACACGAGCUCGGACCUCUCGGCUCGACGGCAGCGACGCUUUGCGCGCACGCUCAACACAAACGUCUUCAUGUCAGCGGAGGAGCUGGAGCGAGCACAGAGACUGGAGGAGAGAGAGCGCAUCAUACGGGAAAUCUGGAUGAACGGACAGCCGGACGUCCCAGGAACCCGCAGCCUGAAUCGCUACUACUAGAGCACCGUCUCUGAUCGAGGUCAUCCAGACGGGAAGCUACUAACAGAGUCAUCACCCAGUGUGUGUUUUGCAGUGGAAAUAAGCUCUUCGUUCAGGCACAGAUUAUCUGUAAGCUUCAAUACGCAGAGGUGAAAGGUCAAAUGCUGCGACAAGUUGGAUUUGGGAGUAUUCUUUCUUGAUGUCUUGAAGUUGGAGAUUAAUUUUCCUUACUGAAGCUAAGGCUCAUGGGAGAUGUUGUUCAGCUGAAAGCUGGCUCUACGAGUCUAUAGGCAGCUCUGAGAGGUGUGAUAAGCUCUAAGCACUCUGAUUGGUUCUUCACUCCGCCUGUCAAACAGUGAGGACCGCCUUCUGUAGGAAGAGACCUGUGCAAAUGAAGUGCCUUCCAGUUUGAUCUGACAUAUACAGUACACAUAUACAGUACAGUGGGUCUUAAAAUAUCCCAAUGUGAAUGCAUUAGGAAGCAAAUAUAACAAAUCAAGCUGCAAAUGAUGCUGGAGCUUCACUUUUCUGCAUCGUUUCAAAGUGGCACAAUGCAUUUUUUGAUUUCACUUUACAAUAAGGUUCCUUUUAUACGAGAACUGACAAUGAAAAAUAUUUCUAAAGCAUUUAUUAAUCUCAGUUAAUGUUCAUUUGAGUUUUAACAUACAUUUUCAUUUAAGUUCUAUCUGUUUAUUAAUGGUAGCUGAGGUAUGGAAGCCCAUUUCCACCACUGGCCAAAAAAAAGUUACUAGCACUGAUCUGUAAUAGAGAAUUUAUCAUUAUUUUGAUCAGUGGGUAAUCUUAUUUUUGUUUUUUCUUUCAGUUUUGAUUUAUUUCACAUUUCUGACUUCCCUUCUCAGAAUUGUGAGAUUAUAUCUCAAAAGUCUUACUGUAUAUUUCACAGUUCUCACAGAAUUGUGAGAUUAAAUUUGCAAUUACCUUUUUUUUUCUGUGAUGGAAACAAGCUUCCAUAAACAUGAACAUAACUAAAGUUAACAAAGAUAAUAAAUACUGUAACAAAUGUAUUGCACAUUGUUAGUUAAUGCAUUAAUGGGACCUUUUUGUAAAAUGUUACCAAUUGUUUAACACUAGGUCAUUUCAUUAUCAUCAUUUAAAACUUAACAGGCUUCUUUUCUUUGAAAAAAAAUAAAUAAAUAAAAAUAAUGCAGCUUGGUAUUUUAUUAUCAAAUGCAAUGACAUACAUGCAUUUUUAAGGGUGACUUAUGCUUCCAAAUAUUUUGGGAUAUUUUAUAUACAUAUAUGCUGUAAAAUCAUUUCAGCCUUUAUGAAAUCUAUUUUGAUAUUUAAAUAAUUUUGAUACCACUAUUUUUUGGAUGAAAUAUUUUUUUAUACUGUGGCAAAGCUUGCCUGAUUGCUCAGGGAUGCAAUCCAAGUGUUCUGUGUAUAAUCUUAUAUUCUUUAAGUGGAUGAGAGACACAUUCAGACAUUCUUGCAUACAAUAGAUGCAACUUUGACCUCAAAGAGGUUCUUAUAGGAUCAUGAUGGACAUCAGCGUUGUGCCUUAAACACAAGACACGUCUGUCAACAGAGUUCAUCACUCAAUGACUUUAAGCAGUGCGUUCUGAUUACUAACUCUGGUCAAUGUGUUUCAGUUUCUGUUACAUGAUAUUGAGGGCUUAGAACUAGUGUUGAUGAUACAAAACCAUAAAUAACUCACUUUAUAUAACUAAUCGUGGCUAUAAUGAGUGUGAAGCACUUUGGGGGCCAAGUUAAUGGAAUUAUUUGAAGAAGAAAAUGGCCGAAAUUAGUCACCUUUAAUAGAAAUGUCCAUUAAAACAUUUAAGACAUUUAAUGACAUAUUUUUAAAAAUUUCAGAAAAUGUAUUGAUCUAUUAAUAUCCAUUAACAUUCUUACAAAUUUUUAAGCAAUACCUAAAAGUAGAGGUCUCUAAAUAGUAUUUUAAAAAUAUGCAAAAUUUAAUAUAAUACUAUUUUGGAAAGUAGUUUAUCAUGUAGUUCCCUACCUCUAUAUGAAACCUUUAUUUUUAAGAGCCCAUUGCCACACUGAGAUCCUUUAAUAUGUGAUAAGGUUUUUUUUUUUUUUUUUUAAACAUUGUAAUGCGUAUGUGGAUGUUUGUUUUUGAGCUCUUCAAUAUUGUAAAGCAGCUGGAUGUUUGUGUUGUAAGCACUCUCUCAGACUUGUUUUGUUUUCCAGUAAUAUUUCAGCAUGGUUUUAUAGGAAUAUCAGCUCGUGUACAGAGCAGCAGGACCUGUGGGAGGUUUUGUUUUGGUUGUUAUGGAGCAUUAAAUAAACUGCA